GCGCGCGCCAUGGUGACGUUGCCAAGAAAGGCAGCCUGCAAGCGCAUGAGCUCCAUCGUUUAUUCACAACAAAUUAAACCCGCGCUCCACUAUAGCAACAUGUAACUUCUCUCCACCAGCGGAGGGAAAAACCAAAAAGAUGGAGCUCGAGGUGGAGAACCAAAGUCCGCCUUUCAACACGUUCACCGCGCGGCUGCCCGCUAAACCUAUAUUGGGGAUGGGUGUGGACAACUUCAUUUCUCUUGUGAUAUUUGCACUUAUCUUCAUCCUCGGCGUGCUCGGGAACACCAUGGUGAUCACGGUGCUGGCGCGCAGCAAACCGGGACAGCCGAGGAGCACCACCAACAUCUUCAUCCUCAACCUGAGCGUGGCGGACCUGUCCUACCUCCUCUUCUGCGUCCCCUUCCAGUCCACCAUCUACAUGCUGCCCACGUGGGUGCUGGGAGCGUUCAUCUGCAAGUUCAUCCACUACUUCUUCACCGUGUCCAUGCUGGUCAGCGUUUUCACGCUGUCGGCCAUGUCCGUGGACCGCUACGUGGCGAUCGUCCACGCCAGGAAGUCCUCUUUGAUCCGGGUGUGGAGGCACGCCAUGCUCGGGGUGGUGCUCAUCUGGAUCCUGUCCCUGGUCAUGGCUGCGCCCGUUGCGCACUACCAGAGCAUCGUGGAGAGGGAGGUUAACAACACCUUCUGCUGGGAGGUCUGGCCGGAUCACCACAGGAAAAUCUACGUGAUGUGCACGUUUGUUUUCGGAUACGUCCUGCCUCUCAUUUUGAUAUCGGUCUGCUAUGCAAAGGUUUUAAAACAUCUACAUAAAAAACUGAAGAACGUCUCCAAAAAAUCAGAGCAGUCCAAAAAGAAGACUGCCCAGACGGUCCUAGUGGUUGUUGUGGUCUUCUGUCUCUCUUGGUUACCCCAUCACAUCGUCCAUCUGUGGGUGGAGUUUGGCUCCUUCCCCCUCAACCAGGCGUCCUUCGUGUUCAGGGUGGUGGCUCACUGCUUGGCCUACAGCAACUCCUCCGUCAACCCCAUCAUCUACGCCUUCCUGUCGGAGAACUUCAGGAAGUCAUACAAGCAGGUCUUCUUGUGCCGGGUGUCCAGCACAAGUCCCGCGAAGGACAGCAAGGAGGUGCGCAGCAGGAUGGAGAAGGGGCCGUCCACUAACAUCAGUGUGACUUACAAAGGUCACAACUCUCAGACCAGUAAAAUGCUUUGAUUUUGCCGCUGACGUUAAGAACUUCGUCUUUGUUCUGAGUAGAUACAUGAGGUUAACAAUGUUUAUUGAUUUUAGACAUUUAAAAUUGAUUUUGAACAUAUUAUAAACAACCGUGCUUGAGCAGCCCUCUUUAUCGAACUUGUUAACACAAUCUUUUACUCAUUUUAUUGCAAAUUUGAAACAUUUGGCGAAUAAGAGACUCCUCACGGACACGUUUGCUGUGUUUUUCGCCGUUGGCUACUCGCCACCAGCUCAGCCGUCCCUCAAUUCACUGAAUUUGGAUUAUAGUGCUUGUAAGACUUUGCAUCCAAAUGGACGAUGUUAAAAGCAUAGCUGUUUUAAAAUUUCUGUACUGAAAUAGUUUUCCUGAAAAAGAGAGGUGGUCAGUUCUUCCUGCCAAGUUACAUUCAAUUCCAAAUUUUCCUUUUUUUUGAUCGUUGUUUCCUUCAACAAAGCAUGGCCCAUAUGUUAGGGAUCAGAGGUGGAUUGUGGAUGGAGUAACGUGACAAGUACACAGCACAGACGUUCAGAUUCACAUAGAAUGAACUGAAACUAUGCAUUCAGUUAGUAUACCUUUUCAUUUGAGCAUAUUCAUCGAAGGCUGGCGAACACAUAAGGCACAAUUCUCUUCCCACACGGGAGCAUCUGACUCUGAUUGUGGUAAGCCUGCCAAGGCAGGGUCACUAUGUGCGCAUGGAAAUAAUGACGUAGCAUUGCAGAUAACCCUUCUGUCUCCAAAAAGUGUCCCCCCCUGUUCAGAACAUGGUUCAGUGUCUGAAUCAGAGUUAAAAUGUUAAAAUUAAAAUACCGCUGUGAAUAAUUUUGACUUUUUGAUAUUAGCAAACUAAUUCCAAAAGUCCACAAUGUGCUUGUGAAUGAAUGAAGUUUACAAAGAGAUGCAAACUAAUUCAUUAUUUAUUCAUAUUUAAAAGAAAAUAUAAAGCAGCUCAUACAUGCAUGAAGCGCAUGAGGCACUUGACUCUCUGAUUCACACACAUUACAUAUCGUUUCCUGUUCACCUCCAAAAGGCUGAAUUCGAUUGAGAGGACAUUUUCAAGAAUGUAGCGCUGCAUGUUCUUCUACGACCCCCUGCAGCCUUUUUAUACUAUUACAUGUCAAAGCAUGUUAUGUAUGAAAAGGGAGGGAGGGAGGAAGAUUUGUUUAUCAAUUUCAUGACAUCUUGUAAAGCAUCGUAAAGGAUUUCAUGUAUAAAUAUACAAUAUUCUGUGAGGAGCCAGUGCACAGAAUGUUGGGUGAGGUGUCUCUUUCAAUGACAUUAAUUGUAAGUUAUUUGCAGAAGGAAAACGCUCCAAAUAACUUGUAAAUACUGAAGAGGAGCAGUUUAGCUUUUGUUCACAGUACACUAUACAAGCAGAAGAUACAUUGCACAACAAUCUAUUUUCUAUGUGUUGUUUUCUUUUUCUUAUGUGUCAAGAAUUGUGUGUGAAAUGUGUUUUUUUGUUUUUAAUAAACGUAUAACUAAAAGAUAAAACAAACGUCUGACAACAUUCUUAGCAUACAUAUGAUUGAAACAAUUCCUCCUCUGAAACCUUUUUAAACAUCAAAUUUCAUAUCUAAUGUCCAACGGUUAAUGACUUAAUUGCAACAUGGUUCUUACAUGGUGAAUAUGAUGUCUCUGUUGCAAAUAACCCAAUAUGCAUUUCAACAAUCCUCCUGCAAGUUCCAAGACUCCAAGUGACCAAGAACUCUGGCCGGAUUGCAGGAUUCUUACAACCGUAGUAACAUUGGGAGCUUUUGUGAUAUUUUAUCUUUGGAACGUGUCUGAAGGCAGCAGCAGCCGCCGCAGUGCCGAUGCCGUGCCAGUGAUAGAUCCCAUGGAGCUGCCCCAUCCGAGGCACUGCGGGAUGAGUAACGGCAGCUAAGCCUUUCCUCAGGAACUCAAGGCUCGGGUUUUUGAUCGAGCCAACACUCAGGGGAUGCUCUCGCUAGCACGCCACCUAGUUAGCUUGGACGAUUUCGAGUGCAUCACAGUACAGAAACAGCACUGGUGAAAAUUACGAAUAAUCUUUUACUUGCAUCG
Gasterosteus aculeatus aculeatus (three-spined stickleback) is the source of this 3254-nucleotide messenger RNA. RefSeq names its product galanin receptor 1a (gene galr1a). Gene Ontology annotation, cellular component: plasma membrane. NCBI's taxonomy places the organism in Eukaryota, Metazoa, Chordata, Actinopteri, Perciformes, Gasterosteidae. Gene Ontology annotation, biological process: G protein-coupled receptor signaling pathway; negative regulation of adenylate cyclase activity; positive regulation of cytosolic calcium ion concentration. The record is from RefSeq and is a predicted model, not a curated record. Gene Ontology annotation, molecular function: galanin receptor activity.